Messenger RNA from Melospiza georgiana, 1524 nucleotides. Its product is annotated as acrosin-like. Bases 1 to 1524 code for a protein of 507 amino acids. Lineage: Eukaryota; Metazoa; Chordata; Aves; Passeriformes; Passerellidae. The transcript has 6 exons. Gene Ontology annotation, biological process: proteolysis; acrosome reaction. Gene Ontology annotation, molecular function: serine-type endopeptidase activity. The record is from RefSeq and is a predicted model, not a curated record.
AUGGCUUAUGACUUUGACCCCAUGGCUCCAGACUAUGGUGAAGUGAACAUCGCUGGUGGCACAGAUGUCCAGCCAGGAGCCUGGGCCGGGAUUGUCAGCAUCCAGGAUCCCUGGAAACCAGGCACAGGUCACAUCUGUGGAGGGUCCCUCAUCAGCACAGAGUGGGUCCUCACAGCUGCCCACUGCUUCAUCAACGCCAGGAACACCAGCACAUGGCAUGUGGUGGCUGGGGCCACCCGGUUGACCCAGCUGGGCCCUGAGGUGCAAGUGCGCCACAUUAAGCAGCUGCGGGUUCAUGAACACUAUAUUCCUGGUGAGGAGAGGAACAACAUUGCCUUGCUGAAAUUGGACCAGCCUGUCGUGUGCAACCACUACGUACAGCUGGGCUGUGUGCCUGACACCACACUGAAAGUGUUGGAGCUGGAAGCCUGUUACAUUGCUGGCUGGGGUAUUACUGCUACAAGAGCUCAAAGACCAAGUGAUGUGCUGCAGGAGGCCAAGAUCCACCUCAUUGAUGUCCAGCUCUGUAACAGCAGCCUCUGGUAUACAGGGGCCAUCCACACUCAACAUCUGUGUGCUGGUUACUCAGUGGGUGGCAUCAACCCCUGCCAGGGUGACAGUGGUGGUCCUCUGGUGUGCAAAGAUAACAAUGCUGCCUUCUUCUGGCUCGUUGGUGUGGCCAGCUGGGUGAAAGACUGUGCAGGAGCAAACCAGCCUGGUGUCUACACCUCCGUUCAGCACUUCUAUGACUGGAUCCUGGUCCAGAUAGACCCACAGACAGAGAGAAGGGCAUCAAGACAUUCUAUGACUGCCCUAACUCCCCCUCAGAAGCAAAGACCACCACCAACACCAUUGGACAGGUUUAGCUCCUCUCCAUUUUCACUCCAGAACAUGGAUGGAAAUCGUGGCAAAAAGAUAGAGAAGGAUGUGGGCAUUGGGGUUUUGGAGGUACAGGGAAAGGAGCAGCCAAACGAGGCAAACAUUGUAUCUGUAAGCUGUUUACGGGAACAAAACCGAAAAGGAGCUGCCCAAAUGAAAGACGAAAUAGAUAGAAAAGGAGGAAGGAAAACGGAGAAGGAACGGGGUAGCUGGGAGAGAGAGAAGACAGAGAGGAAAAGAGGAGGUUACCCCGAGCGAGCCAGGGAAGUGCUGUCGGCGUCCAGGUGCGGGGCUGCGCUGUGCCUGCCUGGGCGCGGCUCUCGGGUGGCGGACAGAGAUGGAGCUGCUCAGAGACACAGGGAGGCAGGGCAAACGCGGGGGCAAGCAAGAGCCGGCGAGGGCAGGAGACCCAAAUGGCAGGCUUGGAGCCAGGGUAAAAAGCAUAAGACUCAAAAAGCCCCCACUCAAAAGCAAGUUUCGAAAAGUCUCAAAAAACCGAGCCUCAAAAACAAAGCGGAGUCUCAAAAAUGCCCCAAGCUAAAACCACGAAGAGGAAGUUUCGAAAAGCCCUGGGGGCUUGUUACGCAGUUACUUUUUAUGCCCCUGCCCCCUCCCCAAGCCUGCCUACCGGCAGGAGACUGCUGA